AUGGCCAUCACCACCACAACUCACGCCCACCCCCUCAACCACCCCCUCCACGCCCGCGCCGAAGGCUCCUGCAGCACAACGCACCUCCCCACCGAAUCCACCUACCUCUCCACCAUCCCCCUCUUCUGCCGGCACUUCUCUCCCCCCGCCAAAAUCAGCACCUCGUCCCCCGUGACACUCACCUACACGCUCCCGUCCUACUCGUCCCCCGACGUCAACUGGGUGUACAAGAUCAGCAUCCCGCGGAAGGGCGACAACGAGGCGAGCACGGAGGUGAACGAGGGGGACUGCGUGGCGAGGAUGGGGGAGGUGUUGACGGAGGGGAAGCUUGGGGGGGCGUAUUGUGUGGUUGAUGGGACGGAGGAUGUGUUGUUCAAGGGGGGGAGCGCGGAUGUGGCGUGGGGGGGUUUGGUGAAUGGGGGGGUGGUGAGGUUUGAGAGUUAUAGGAGGAAGGGAGAUCUUUAG
This is a messenger RNA of Aaosphaeria arxii CBS 175.79, 465 nucleotides long. RefSeq lists its product as uncharacterized. The transcript has a single exon. The coding region runs from base 1 to 465 and encodes 154 amino acids. The record is from RefSeq and is a predicted model, not a curated record. Lineage: Eukaryota; Fungi; Ascomycota; Dothideomycetes; Pleosporales.